AUGUCUCGAGCGUCGCAGAUCACACUGGCGACUACGUGCGUCACCGCAAUCGGUACCGUAGCAUUUGUGCAUUGGUCGCAGAGGAACGACAAAGCCGCAAUGCACAUGGGCGUCAUCCGGGACUUCGAACAGCAACGAGUCAAGCGCGAACGACAGGCCGACUUCGAGAUGCAGAGAGAACUCGAGCAGGAAUACAGGAAAUACCAGACAGUGUCGGAUGGAGGCCCCGCUGAACCACCACCGCAAGCACGAUGA
This is a messenger RNA of Alternaria incomplexa, 255 nucleotides long. RefSeq lists its product as uncharacterized. Gene Ontology annotation, biological process: mitochondrial respiratory chain complex IV assembly. The transcript is spliced from 2 exons. Lineage: Eukaryota; Fungi; Ascomycota; Dothideomycetes; Pleosporales; Pleosporaceae. Gene Ontology annotation, cellular component: mitochondrion. The record is from RefSeq and is a predicted model, not a curated record. Bases 1 to 255 code for a protein of 84 amino acids.